Molecule: messenger RNA, 2912 nt
Organism: Nymphaea colorata (pocket water lily)
Lineage: Eukaryota; Viridiplantae; Streptophyta; Magnoliopsida; Nymphaeales; Nymphaeaceae
Product: pentatricopeptide repeat-containing protein At3g24000, mitochondrial-like
Exons: 2
Coding region: 274-2499 (741 amino acids)
Biological process (GO): RNA modification
Molecular function (GO): protein binding; RNA binding; zinc ion binding
Source: RefSeq, a predicted model, not a curated record
UUCUCUCCCCUCUCCAGCGCAGACGUUUUGUGGCCUCAAAUUUCAAGCUUACCGCGAGAGAGAGAGAGAGAAGGAUUAGAGAGAGAGAGAGAGAGAGCGCGACCUCAGCGACCUCCUACGAGGCACCUCCUUACUCUGUCUCUCUGUCUCUCUCUCUCUCUCUAUGGCCUCCCUGCCAUCUCCUGCUGCCGCUAUCUCUUUAGUGAACACUUCCAUAGUUGAGCAUGAAUUCCAAACUAUGCAAUCCAGUUUCAUUCCUGCCGAAAAGUCCAGAUGCAGGGUGCGCAUUAUAAGAAAGGUUCUGCAAUGGUUAGUCCAAUUCAGAAGACUUCAUUUCCCCAACGGCUAGAGUUUAGAGAGGCAUUCUCUUUGUUGGUGGAAGGCAAAGAAUUAGAAUCAGGUGUUUACGUUCCAUUGUUGCAAGAGUGUCUGGCGAGGAAGUCCGUGUUUGAAGCCCAGGCUCUCCAAGCUCGCAUGAUUAAGACAGGGAUUCACGAGAAUCUGUUUCUUUCAACUUUCAUGAUCAAUGUUUAUGCAAAAUGUGGUCGCAUGGAAUACGCGCGCAGGAUGUUUGACAAUAUGCCUCAACGUAAUGUUGUUACGUGGACUGCCUUGAUGACUGGCUAUACUCACAAUUCCCAGCCCAUGUCCACAGCUCGCGUGUACUGCGAGAUGCUGGAAUCGGGCGCUUAUCCUACAAACUAUACGUUAGGAACUGUCCUGAGUGCUUGCUUUUCGCUAAAUGAUGUGAAUUUCGGAAGACAAAUACACGGUUUUAGUGUAAAAUAUGGGAUUGAAGAUGAUAUUAGUGUAGCAAAUGCACUCUGUAGUUUCUAUUCCAAGACUGGAUGCAUUAAAUCUGGGCUGCAGGUUUUUCAAAGGAUGCCGGAGAAGAAUGUGAUCUCAUGGACCACAAUCAUCUCAGCUGUUGAUGACAAUGGUGAACCAGAAAUGGGUCUUCAACUAUUUGGAGAAAUGUUAACAGAGGGCGUGGAACCUAAUGAGUUCACUCUGACCAGUGUGCUGGGUGCGUGCUGUGUCAUGCAAGCACUGGAUGUAGGGAAGCAAUUACAUGGUUUUAUCAUCAAAAUUGGUUUAGAGACCAAUGCGCCAGUUAGAAAUUCAAUUAUGUACAUGUAUCUGAAGAAUGGAGAGAUUGAGGAUUCACAUAAAUUAUUAGAUAAUAUGGAUGAAAUGAGCCUAAUUACAUGGAAUAAAUUAAUCGCAGGUCAUGCCCAGAUGAUGGACCGGAUGGGCAAUGAUCUUUCUGCUCACCAUAGUGGUCUUCAGGCUUUGAGAAUUUUCCAGAAGAUGAAUAGAUCGACAACCAACCCUGACCUGUUUACCUUCUCAAGUGUGAUUUCUGUGUGCAGCAAGCUGGUAGGCUUAGAACAAGGGGAGCAGAUUCACGCUCAAACUAUUAAAACUGGUUUCAUAACGGAUGUUGUAGUUGGAAGUGCAGUGGUUAACAUGUACUCGAAGUGCGGAAGCAUUGAGAAAGCUAGCAGAGCAUUUGUUGAAAUGCCAACAAGAACUUUGAUCUCUUGGACAUCGAUGAUCACGGGCUUUGCUCAACAUGGCAGAUGCCAUGAGGCUUUGCACCUAUUUGAAGAGAUGAGGUUGGCUGGUGUUAGACCAAACAAGGUCACCUUUGUUGGUGUUCUUUCUGCCUGCAGCCACGCUGGUUUAGUAGAUGAUUGCCUUAAAUACUUUGAUAUGAUGAAGAGAGAAUAUGGGAUUAAUCCCGUGAUGGAUCAUUAUGCUUGUGUUAUAGAUAUGUUUGUUCGAAUUGGGGAGCUAGAUAAGGCUUCUACAUUCGUCAGGGAAAUGGAAAUUGAGCCAAACGAGUUUAUUUGGUCCAUCCUGCUUGCUGGAUGCAGAAGCCAUGGGAAUAUGGACUUAGGUUUCGUUGCUGCUGAGAGAUUACUGGAACUGAAGCCAAAAGAUACAGAAAUAUACUUCAUGCUGUUAAAUACAUAUCUUCAAGCAGAAAGAUGGAAAGAUUUAUCACGGGUUCGGAAGAUUAUGAAGGAAGAGAAGAUAGUGAAGCUGCAGGACUGGAGCUGGAUUAGCAUUAAAGGUGUAGUGUAUUCCUUCAGAGCUAAUGACCGAUCACUUCCCCAGACUGUAUAUAUACAUGAAUACCUAGAGAAUUUGCUCAAAAAAUCCAAAGAAAUGGGAUACAUUGCAGAGAAGAAUGCAGAAAUAGCUGAGGAUGAGGAGGACGAACAGAGGUUUGUAGAUCAAGAGAACUGUACGAAAGAGUGUGUUGCUACUUACCACAGUGAACUGCUGGCUGUUGCUUUUGGUCUGAUCAAUGUCCAGGAUGGCGCUUCAAUUCGCAUUAUCAAGAAUAUUCGCAUGUGUCGCGAUUGCCAUAGUGUUAUUAAGACCUUCUCAAUCAUAACCCAAAGAGAGAUCAUUGUCCGGGACGGGAAACGCCUUCAUCAAUUUCGAAAUGGUGUAUGUUCAUGUGGAGAUUUUGGUGGUAUGGUGUGAGAUGAUCGAGUCAUGACGAAUCAUGAAUCAUUUUAAGGACUUAUUUUGGGUGGCAGUAGAACUUAAGUUGAAAGAACUCGUCCACCUUUUGCUACUGUUAUGACCUUAAGGCCUGUAAAUUUGAGGACAAGCCUUCUUUUCCAUUUUUCUGGGCUUGGAGAAGCAUCCUUCGUGAAUGUGUAAGUGAUGGGAAAUUCUAACAACUGGUUGUUAAUCAAAUGGACGGUUGAGAAAGAUUUUCUCUCGGGAUGUAAAUGGGUAGGGUGUGUCUUCUGGGGAUUUUGGUUUUUUUUGAGGUUCCAAUUCAACCAAAUUUGGUUUGCUGUGUAUUUAGAUGAUCCAGACCUGAUUCAUUUACAUAACUAUCUUCACUUCACAUGUGAAAGAGGGGAAACUAAAUUAUGGUUUAUGCA